Molecule: messenger RNA, 450 nt
Organism: Physeter macrocephalus (sperm whale)
Lineage: Eukaryota; Metazoa; Chordata; Mammalia; Artiodactyla; Physeteridae
Gene: LEMD1
Product: LEM domain containing 1
Exons: 4
Coding region: 1-336 (111 amino acids)
Source: RefSeq, a predicted model, not a curated record
AUGGUGGAUGUGAAGUGUCUGAGUGACGAUGAAUUACAGAACAAACUUGACAAGCUUGGAUUUUCACCUGGCCCAAUACUACCUUCCACCAGAAACGUGUAUGAAAAGAAGUUAGUGCAAUUGUUGGUCUCAACUCCCUGUGCAUCACCCGAGAUGAACGGACCCAGAGAACCGGACAGAGCUCAGGACUAUGAUGACAGUGAAGUAGAACCCAGUUUUGAAAUACAAGAGCAGCAGGAAGAGAUAGUGAAACCAAACUCUGAUUACAAUGAUUCUAAGAUGAUAAUAAAGGGAGGAAACAAAGGCCUAAAGAGCUACACCUUUUCACUUUACUGAAAAAAAUACCAUCAUGAAAGAAAUUUGGGGGAAAAGGAAAAAAGAAAAAAGCCACGAUCGUCUCUCCUUCUAUCCCUCUUACAGAACAUUUUCACUUUCCUAAAUUAUUUUCUA